GCGGCGCAACGGAGACAGCGAGCCGCUCCGUGUCUGUAGGAGAAACUCGUGCUCCGUCCGGUCACCCAUGACACGGACGUCAACGUUACAAAUAUGUGCCUGGUUCAUCACUGAUAUUUGGCUCGCUGGUUUUUUCAGUCCGUAUCGUGAGCAGUCCGUGAAGUUAUUUCACCUCUGAGCAGCGCAGUAACGUAACUCUCGGCUAUGGAUCUUGAACGACAGAAACGAAGAGAAGAGAUUCAAAAAGCAAUGAGCUUUAUCCAGUCAUCAUUGCCUUUCCCAGAACCUGAGAGUUAUGAGGCAUUUCUGACCCAAUUGGUGUGCAACUUGCUGGAUGAGGGAAAUGCUUGUUUUCGAGAUGGAGACUGGCGUUCGGCAACGCAACAGUAUGGAGAAGGAAUCAGUGUUGCUCGCUACGCGCAGGCUGAGGCUCUCAUCAUCCCCUACGAACUGCUGGAGAGCCUCUAUGUCAACAGAGCUGCUGCCUUCUACCAGAUGCGGGAGUAUGAACGCGGUAUUCAGGACUGUGAAAAUGCGCUGUGUGUAUCAGAAGGCAGUCGCAGGGCUUUGUACCGCAAAUCGCUCUGCCUGAGGGAGUUGGGACAACUCAGAGAGGCUUAUGAGUGUGGAACUAAAUGUCUCCUCACAGCACCACAUGACAGACAGGUUGGCGAACUUGCCCAGGACUUGGCCAACAAGCUGGGCUUGAAGGUUCGCAAAGCCUACAUCAGCCCACAGACGGAGUCAACAUCCACAGAGGGGGAGAGUCUUGGGGAGACUUCUACACCCACUGGAGAAAUGUCCUCAAACGGGCUUGAAUCCCUGGGUGAUAUAGGGCCAGGUGAUUUGUCCAAUGCACAGUGUAUUCCUGCUCCUUUGGCCACGCCCAUCCCAGUAAGCGAUGACCCGGCAACCCCUGUUGUAACUUCGUGCUCUGACUUGUCGGAGAGUCCCAGCCAGGCUUUGCCUCCUAUGCCGUACUCUGUCCCGGUGUCGGAGCACAUGGACGAAUGCAGCAGCAGUAUUAUUAAGGAUGAGCUGGACAGUCUUUUGGAUUGUAUGCCCAAGAAAGUCAGUGAGAGUCCAGUUCAGGGUGCUAUUCCUACCAACCUUCCCAACACGGCUGUUGGCCUCCGCCCUCCUUACUCACCCAGCCUUCCAGCCCCAUCAUCGCAGCUUCCUUCCGCCUUCUUUAACUCUUCCAUAAGUGACAUAACCCCCUUGGAGGCAUACUCACCACUGUGUGACCAGGGUUCCACCCAGGCGCAGGACGCACUGGGAAACUUUACAGCUGGAAGCCCAGAUGGAGAAGGGAAGGGAGUCGUCACUGGUGGGCUUGAUUCAUUGUCUGAGUACACUCUCCCUGGGGGAAGAGUGUCUCACAGCUUCAUCCCUGGAAUUCGCAACCACAGUACUUCACAUGCAAAUGGACCGGCAGGAACCAACCUAUCUCUGCUUUCCAGGAAUCCUCUGGCAGCCACACAUGAGUUUCGGCAGGCUUGUCAUGCCUGUUACAGCAGAAUAGGUCCACGAGUGAUGGACUACAAGUAUCAGCCUGAGGCAGCGCACCGCUGUAAGAGAGAUGUGCUAUUAUGUCGUCUUAAAAACACGGAUGACCCCACAUGGAAGAGGAUUCGUCCACGACCGGCACGGAAUAAUUUUCUGGGGGCGUUUGUACUCUGUAAAGAAGUACAAGAGCGUCAAGAGUGUCAGUACGGGGAGAACUGUACGUUUGCUUACUGCCAGGAGGAGAUUGAUGUGUGGACGCAGGAGAGGAAGGGAGCGCUGAGCCGGGAGCUGUUGUUUGACCCACUGGGCAGCACAGAGAGACGGGCGCUCAGCGUCACCAAGCUGCUGCAGCUCCACAUGGGCAUGUUUAUGUUCCUCUGUGAGGAAUGUUUUGACAGUAAACCUCGAAUCAUCAGCAAGCGCAGCAAAGAAAAUUUAGCAGUCUGUUCAAACCUCACAGCACGACACCCUUUCGAUGAUAAUAAGUGCCUGGUCCAUGUGGUGAGGUCCGCCAAUGUACGGUAUAGCAAGAUCCGACCCCUGCACCCUCUCUGCCAGUUUGACGUUUGUCGUCAUGAGGUUCGCUACGGCUGCCAGCGCGAGGACAGCUGCUCUUUUGCUCACUCUGUCAUAGAGCUGAAAUGUUGGGUUCUGCAGCAGGACACUGGUAUCACCCAUGAAGAGAUGGUGCAGGAGUCCAAAAGACACUGGCAAAGGCUGGAGCAGAAUGUACAAAAGCAGCAAAAGCCUAUCCACAUACCCCAUCCUAACAGCAGCGUACCAACUGGACGACUCGGAGGACUGGGAGGUGUCGGGCCAGGUGGAGAUGGGAUGGGAGCAGGUGGAGUGGGCCCAGUAGGAGGGGUUGGGGUGGGAGGUUUCGGACCAGGGGCAGGAAGGGGGCGCCCCUUCAACCUGAAAAUGAAGUUCGUCUGUGGACAGUGCUGGAGAGAAGGUCAAGUCAACGAACCUGACAAGAACCUCAAGUACUGCACCGCCAAGGCCCGGCAUAGCUGGACAAAAGAGCGCCGGGUCUUGCUUGUGAAAUCAUUUGAAAAGAAGAAGUGGGUCGUUGUUCGGCCUCUUCCUUUCUCUCGCUCUUAUCCACAGCAAUAUGAUAUGUGCGUGCAUGUGAUGAAGCAGAAAAAGUGCCACUAUAUUGGGAACUGCUCCUUCGCUCACAGCCUGGAGGAAAGGGAUGUUUGGACAUACAUGAAAAACAACAAUUUAAGAGAUAUGCAACAGAUGUACGAACUGUGGUUGCAGCUCACCAAUCAGAGCAGGCGGACGGAUAACUCUGCCAUGACCCCGCCUCCAGAUGACAAGCAGGUCACCAUAACAGCAGAUUACACAGAAGGUCUAGGAGGCCGGCAUUUGUCAGAUGGUGAUGAUCUCUGAGUUGUUGGUUAACUGGUUAAAAACAGGAGACCGCUGCUGACAGAGACUCGGAUCAGAUCAGCCUUCCACACCAGCCACAACUGAACAGUCUGUCAUCCUGCCAGUCUGACGACUUUGAGCAUCUAUCCAGUGAGAAAGCAGACAGAAAUCCUUGGACUCCACCCUCACAUAUGUAUGCACCCAAACAUGUACACACAACACACACGUUUCUGGCACCAAUUAACACAAAGAGAAAGAUUUGUCAGUAUAAUUCAGGACUUUGGGUUUAGCAUUUUGAUUUAUGGCACCUUAUAGGUUCUCUUUAAACAGAAUUUCCCCAGAAAACUAGUUUUGCUCUGAAUAAAGCUACGGUCCCCGAAUAUUCUGAGCAUGUGUCCACCAGGAACUUAUCUUUUUUUUUUCUUCCCCCCAUUAAAAAAAAAUAAAAAUCCUUGUUAGCACUGUGACGAUGCUUGGGGUGGGUGCGCUGGUCGCAACCCAAAAUUUGCUUUGUGAUUAAGAAUGGUAAAAAAUAGGCACUAAUAAACUUGAAAUAUUAGCGUGCCAAAAAAGUUCACAGCUUUUGAAGCUGAAGGAAACAUUAAAGCAUUUGCAAAAGAGGUUCAUGGUGGACACGUCUCCAUAAGCUCACACCAAAUCUUUCUCUUUCCUUUACAGGAAUAAAACAAGAGGGUGAAACAACUUUAUGGACACUGACUUUUUCUUUUCUUUUUUUCUUAUUUUUUUUUUAAAGAGGAGUUACUCUUCCUUGUUACAUAGUCUGCCAUAUUGGUAGAACAUUAUGAAUGUAACGCCUGCAUGGGCCUUCAAAACAAGGAACUUAGUCAUUUGAAAUAUUUACUGUUCUGGGAUGUAUGUAAGUAUACUUACAUGCCCAAAAACAUAUGUAACAUUUCAACUUCCCCUCUUUCAUUGCGUAAUUUAUACAAAUUGUUCCUGUAUUGGGAGAGGGAAAUGUGCACAUACACACACUCAUUCACUUAUUAAUUAAAUAGAUGCAAGCUUUGGUGACUCAGCGCAUAUUUUAAUUGUCAGUUCCUCUCAGGUUAAAAAAAAGAGAGGGAGAAAAAAAAUGGCACUGUGGAAAAGAAAAUAUUUAAGACCUGUGGCUAAAUUGCACAGGACUUGGAACUGUCAUUGCCAAAGCAAUCAAGGAGAUAUCUUAGACUAAAGUAAAGUGGCAUGCAGCUGAUAGAGAUGUGAAGUUGCUGUAGGAGAGGCAGGAUCCCAACAGCGGGUCAGUUCAGACUGCUGGUCUCUCUUUAAAAUAAUAAUGACCUCGCUUGAACUGAAGUAUUGUUGUCUUGCAAAAAGAGGUGUAAUACUUUAAUAAUUAGACUUCAAAAGCUGUUAAAAAAGCUGAAAGAAAAGAUUGAUUUAAGGAUAAAUAUAUAUUUAGUUAAAUGGGAAAUAUUUAGAAACGUUUGAAUUUAAGGUUCAAGCCGACACAUCUUUAGUUUAACGGAGGUCAACAUUUAAUUAAAGAGAACAAUCAUGCUCCCAUGGCCUUAAGAUGGAAAUUUGUGUUCCUCAUACAUCCAAAUAUUUUUGCUCUUGAUCGCUAAACGUGAUCGCGAGGUAAUCCUUUUUUUUAUUACCGUGAAAUUUCUAGCUUGAGACAGGGAAGGGGAUCAAACCGCAUAUUGUGCCUAUAAACAACACAUCAACAUGCUACAUGAACACCCAUACGAAAAUGUGUGCACACAGACACAGACGGGCAGGAUAUGUAUUGCCAUCUUUUUCCAGCCUUUAAUAUGGACAGAGGCACGAUGUCUUUAUUCACAUACACAUAUUAUGCAUACAUACAUAUAAUAUACAUAGUACUAAAAAUAAAUGAUAACUUAGCGGUUAAGCUUAAUAAAUAUAUAACCUCAAAACCUGCAUCAAUUACAUAGAAGAAUUUCUUGUUAUUGAGGUAUUGCUAUAUAACAUGUAUCGCUGAACUAGAAGACUAUAGUGAGGUUUAUUUUUGAUUUUUUUUUUUUUUUUAAAGGUUCUUUUUAUUUUGACAUUGUUGUUCUGUGUGGGUUGUUCCAGACAGGGUUGUUUGUUUGGACUCUAGAAGACCAUGUAUUGAGUUUUAAAGUAAGAGUAACAUUGACUGAAGACAUGAAAUGAAACAAGUCCUCCAACUUGAGGUUAUUUUUGUUUUGUUUUUUACUUUGUAAACGGUGACAGAAUAUAAGUAUUUCUGAUCUGCAGUGAUCAAAAUUCAAAGAAACUGCAUGUAAUGUUGAAAGGCACAAGAAGCAUAUUACCCGUUGAACUACACCGCCUGCGAAUGAGCCUAAAAUACAGAUCACUAAUCUGUUUUGACGCUCACUCGGCAGCAGACUGGACAGUCAGCCCUUGUCUGGAGCAGCCCAGAUAUUAGCUUCUUCGAGGGAUUGUAUCACUACUACUCCUAGUAUUAUGAUGAAUAUGACUAUAAUGAUUGCUAUCUAUUGACUAUUCUUAUUUCUCUUCUAUAUGCUAUUGAUAUAUGUAUGUUAAUUGCAAUGUAUAGCUCUCUUUAUAUAUGUAAUCAUGUAUGAAUAUAAUAGACAGUAAAUAUGCAUCUGUGUAUGCAGGAGGGCACAGCUCUGUCUGUACACUUUCAGUUGGUUCACCAGGUAAGGACAGGUCUGGAAACUUAAAGCAUACAUAGAGGCCUAUAUACUCCUGUAUAGCGCCUUAUUCUAUAUACCACACCUAUGAAAUGAUACGUACCCGUAUUGUAUAAUCCUACUUACUAUAUACAGUAUAUGAUACCUGAUACCUAUUAUAAUACUUAGACAUCCUUAUAAGGAAAUUUAGAUAAGAGAUGGUGGCCUGUAUUUUUAUUUUUUUCCUGUGGCUGUGGAAAAGUGCUGUGGUCAGAAAUGUGUUUGUUUUUCAAGGUUAAAAAAAACAAAGUUGUCAUGAGAGUGAACCUUAUUCAAACGAUUUUUGUCCUUCAUUAUAACCUGUAUACAAAGUUGACAUCAGUCACAUACCAGUGUAAUACACAGGACCUAGAGCUGGUUAACAGACAAUUUGAAGUUUGAUUUAUGAUGACUAUGGCUAAAAUUUUUAAAGCUUAUCAGUUGGACACGCGCACAGUAAUUUCUUACUUUUAUGUGGAUUUCAGCCUUAACGUUCACAUUGAAGAAAGCUGAAUUAAAAACAAAAGCAACACAUUUGAGGGGAAUGUCCUCUUCAGUGUUGGAAAAAAACAGAAUAAUUAUGAAACUGAUGCUGAGAAAGUGAACGUAAUUAAAACUGGAUGCCUGUGCUGGGUGUUCCGGGUGUGUCGACGAAGGUAUAGGAAUCAUGCAAAAAAAACAUGUGGCUGCAAAUGCUUCCCAGAAAACACUCACAGAAGCAAACUCGGGAUACAGUUUAAUGUUUUAUUUUGUCGCACUAGUUAUUCAAAGGUAAAGAUGAUUGAUUUAAGGAAACCUGAUGUUUUCAAAACAAAGAACUCUGAAACCAGUGCCAAAAUCACUGUAUGGCUGUUUUUAUGAUAAAAUGCGUAGCUUUGGUCAUUGAAGUCUAUAGAUGUGGAGCAGAUUUGCAAUUGCAUUGGUCUAUUUAUCCUGCUGUAUUUGCUUCACCCUGCACUUUAUGAUCAAUGCGGGGUAGCAGUUCAAACAAACCAAAGACAAUUUGGUUGUAAAUGGUUUGUAAUGUAAGCAGAUAACUAAAAAGGAUGAAUUAUUUAUGCCAAGCUUAAAGCAUUUUCUGCCAUCCAUUAGUGAUUGGUCCAAUAUACAUUACCGUCAUCCCUGAAAAGUGGUUUCUUUAUUUUGAAAACCUUGAAAAAGGUUCAAGGUCAGCAGAUACAUUUACCUAAGAAAAACCUGGAGGCUCUCCCUUUAACUUUUAUCUUUUAUACCAUAAAUACAGCACAUGGCAACAGCUGAUGCUUCCCGCAUACUUUCUUUAUCUAAUGCUCAGUGAUCAUUUUUAUAAAAAAAGUUUUUCCUCUGUAGAUGCCAAAAAUCUCUACAAAAUAAACCACUUGUGGAAAAAAAAUGAUAAUUGUAUUAAUUUGCUAAUACGUUAAAAGUUAUUGAGUCAUGUUUUUUUGUUGUUUUUUUUCCCUUGGAUUUUGUUGCGCGACUUGAGGGUUAUUGUAUGUUCUGGUAAAAGUGACUUUAAUUUUGCUGUAACCCGAGGUUGUGAGUCAUGUCUGGUCAUCACAUUGUGCUGCAGUAACAUGAAACUUUAGCUGUGAAACACGUUUCUGCUCUACAAAUGUUCAUGUGACAUACCAGCACUGCCUCGCACUCCCCACCACUACAGCCUGUCCCUUGAUUUGCAGCACCAACACACACACAGCCACAAAGUCAGUCGACUAAUUAAAUAAUUGUUUGCUAUUUCAGUUGUUUUCAACAAUUUCAUUGAAGAAACCAGGGUUGUAAGAAGUGGGGGAAAAACAAGGCCUCUUCUUGUACUGUAUUUUUAGAUUAUGUUGUUUUUUUUUUUUUCCCCUCUGGACUUUUUUUUUUCUUUCCUCCUCCCUGGUUGGAUGUUUUUGAUCACACAAAUGGACCAAAUCUCUUGAAAGCAUUUAAUAAACUGUUUUAGAAAAAAAUGUGCAUUUUCAGUUCAUAUUCGUUAAUUCUUGAGGUAAUCUUUGGCGCUGUAAUUAAACGCUUCGUGACAUUGGUUGACAGAUGAUCACAGACCCGUCCUCUGUGAAGUUGGCAAGUUAUUUUUUUUUCUUCCCACGUGCCUGCGUUGAUCUUACAAAACUUCCUGGCACGUGUUGAUGCGGUUCACUAACUUACACGAACCUCCUCAUUUAUUUGCAGCCAUGCAUGUAGUCUGUCUCUGCAGAAACCAACUUCAGUCCACUAGUGACACUUUUUUUUUCUAGUGUGGAUACUUUAAAAAGAAAAAAAGCUAAUUAGGUGUAGUUUAAUGCAGCUAAACGACGUUUAAGUCCUUUGUCGGGCUCGUUCUGGCACAGGGCCAGGGCUUUAACACCUUUACUUCCACCUUUCGUGCCACGUUACAAGUCUUGACAGAGAAACACAUGACUGUCAAAUUCAGACAAGGGUAAUGCUUGAAAAAAACCACCGUUGCAUAACCGUCUCAAUUUAGACAAGUU
This is a messenger RNA of Cololabis saira (Pacific saury), 7984 nucleotides long. RefSeq names its product zinc finger CCCH-type containing 7Bb (gene zc3h7bb). Lineage: Eukaryota; Metazoa; Chordata; Actinopteri; Beloniformes; Belonidae. Gene Ontology annotation, biological process: miRNA processing. The record is from RefSeq and is a predicted model, not a curated record. The transcript has 21 exons. Gene Ontology annotation, molecular function: miRNA binding; protein binding; metal ion binding. The coding region runs from base 205 to 2907 and encodes 900 amino acids.